This is a messenger RNA of Drosophila takahashii, 2236 nucleotides long. RefSeq names its product Glycerophosphate oxidase 2 (gene Gpo2). NCBI's taxonomy places the organism in Eukaryota, Metazoa, Arthropoda, Insecta, Diptera, Drosophilidae. Gene Ontology annotation, biological process: glycerol-3-phosphate metabolic process. Gene Ontology annotation, molecular function: calcium ion binding; glycerol-3-phosphate dehydrogenase (quinone) activity. The record is from RefSeq and is a predicted model, not a curated record. Gene Ontology annotation, cellular component: glycerol-3-phosphate dehydrogenase (FAD) complex; mitochondrion.
GUCAAAAUUGAGUGUCGCACCAUGGCCAAGAUCCUUCAGAUGGCGCUGAUGCUGGGCAGCUCCAAGCUGGGCCACGGCGCCUUCGGCUUCGAUGAUUCGUCGCCGGUGCCGCAAAUGAAGCGGGAGCUGCCCACGCGGAAGAUGUGCCUGGAGGCCUUCAAGCGCACCCAGUACGACAUUCUCAUCGUUGGCGGCGGUGCCGUGGGCUCUGGCUGUGCCCUGGAUGCCGCCACGCGGGGCUUGAAGACGGCUCUCGUGGAGGCCAACGACUUUGGCAGCGGCACUUCUUCCAAGUCAAGCAAGCUGCUGCACGGCGGCCUCAGGGAUCUGGAGCAGGCCAUCUCAAGGCUCGAUGUGGCCGCAUUUCGAAGGGUUCGCUGCUCCCUGCAGGAGCGCAGUCUCAUUGGCAACCUGGCGCCGCAUCUCAGCCAGUCGGUGCCCAUCCUCCUGCCCGUUCACCACUGGUGGGAGGCGCCGCUCUACUACCUGAAGUUGAAGAUCUACCAUUUGAUGGCUCCCAAGGGCACCAAGAGCUUCCAGUAUUUGAGUGUCGACGAGGCCUUGGAGGUUUUUCCCAUGCUGCGGCAGCGAGAGCUCUUCGGCGCCUUCGUCUUUUACGAAGGACAGCACGAUGAUGCCAGGAUGUGCCUCUCGGUGGCUUUGACAGCUGCUCGUUAUGGAGCAGAUAUCUGUAAUCACAUGAAGGUCCUGCGGCUGAUUAAGAACAAGGAGGGCAACGUGGCGGGCGCAGAGGCGGUGGAUCAGUUGACGGGGAAAAAGUACAGCAUUCGGGCAAAGGUGGUGGUCAAUGCCACGGGCCACAUGAGCGACAGCCUCCGGCGGAUGGAAGAUACGGAGGCCAAGCCUCUGUGCACGCGCAGCUGGUCCUCGAUCAUCGUUCUGCCGCGCUUCUACUGUCCCGAGGAUGUGGGCGUCUUUGAUCCGCACACGCCGAAUGGGAGGUCUAUAUUCUUCCUCCCCUGGCAAAAUCACACUCUAGUCGGUUCCAGCGAUGAGCCUAGCAUGUCCAAUCCCGGCCAGGAAUCGCAUCCCACGGAGACGGAUGUCCAGAGUCUGCUAGACGGCAUCAAACACUUUGUGUCGCCCAAUUUCGAUGUGCGUCGGUGCGAUGUGCUGGCCGUUUGGGGUGGCUACAAGCCACUUCCCGUGCAAACCGACUCCCUGCAUCACACGCUGCUCAAGAACCAUGUAAUCCAACUAGGACCGAGGAACAUGAUCUCCAUUGUGGGCGGCACUUGGUCUUCCUUUCGAGCGCUGUCCGAGAAAACCGUGAAUGCGGCCAUCCGCUAUGGAGAUCUCUCGCCGCUGCGAAGGAAUUCAGUAACCGCAGAGUCGUGUAAAUUGGACGGCGCGAGUGGCUGGAGCCCCAAGAUGUUCAUACGGCUGGUGCAGGACUUUGGCAUGGAGCGCGAUGUGGCCGAACACCUGUCUAGAACGUACGGAUCGAAUGCUUUUAAGGUGGCCGUGAAUGCGGACAGCAGUGGGAAGAACUGGCCCAUUCUCGGCAAGCGGCUGCACUCGGUUCCCUACAUCGAAGCGGAGGUGAAGCAGGGCGUGCGGGACUUUGCCUGCACCCUGGAGGACAUGGUGGCCCGUCGGCUGAGAGUAGCCUUCCUAAAUGUCCAGGUGGCCGAGGAGAUUCUACCGCAGGUGGCCAGCAUUAUGGCCAAGGAGCUGCGAUGGUCGCGGGAGCAAACAAAGAGGCAGAUCCGCGAAACGCGCGCUUUUCUGCACACCCAGAUGGGCCAGUUGACCAACGAGACUGCCUCACAGAUGAACAUACCCAUCAAGAUGUCUGUGCGACAGGUGCGCCGGUUUGCCGGGCAAUUCAGGCAGCUGGAUGAGAAGAAAACGGGUUACGUGUCGAUUGCAAACUGCUGCAAGGCCAUGAAAACCAUGGGCGUGAAGGAGGUGCCCGUCGACCUGAUGCACAACGUCCUGCGGGACAUCGAUGUGCAUGCCCAGGGCAAGGUGAACCUGUACGAGUUCCUGCUGCUCAUGUCGGCCAUUGUGCAGGGCGACACCGAGUAUCUGCGCUACGCCCGCCUCUACUUGGAUCACAAAAAACAGAUGCAGGCCAACAGCAACAUUCCCUUCGUGGUGCAAAUGGAGCGGGCCGGUGGCGGUCUUUAAAGUGUAUCUUUCGAAAUCAGAAUCCAUUGAGCGUCUCGACAUUACACGUAGAGGCAGGAAUCGCUGCCUCAACUCAAAUUUA